GGAAUUAAAAAAAAAUCUGCCGAACAAAAACGGAAGAAAACAUAUAUUAAGGAUGAAGUGAUGAAAGAAGGUGAUACUGAGAUGGAUUCAGAGUACAAAGAUAUUGGGCCAGUUAGUGAUAAGGUUGAAGAUAGCGCUUUGGAAUGUAUCAGAUCCAUCUGUCGUAAAGGUUUACGACCAAUACUGAAAGAUUUUGCGUCUGUCCGAAAAUUUUUACCACCAAAAAUGACAACGAUUAUGUUUGAUCGGUAUCCUGCUAAAAAUCGAUACACUGAUGUAAUGUGUCUCGAUAAAACACGGGUAAUCUUGAAAGAUCGUCCAAGAAACAAUGAUUACAUUCAUGCAAAUUGGGUUCAACUAUCAACUAAUAGACGAUACAUUUGUACACAGGGUCCACUUGAAGAAACUAUUGAAGAUUUCUGGUGGAUGAUUUUCAAGGUGUGUGAGUGGGCGUUAUGUGGGUGCGUGGGUGGUGUCUGGGUGGGCGUUAUGUGGGUGCAUGGGUGGGCGUUAUGUGGGUGCCUGGGUGGGUGUGACGAAGAAGUACAAGCAAUAGUAAUGUUAUGUGAUUUUAUCGAAAAUGGUGAAUCAAAAUGCGCCGAAUAUUAUCCUCUAACAACUGGUGAAAAAAUUCAAUACGGUGAAAUUACUGUGAAAAAUGAAAAGCAUGGAGAAGACUUAGAAUCAACUGUCUGCCAAAUAAUGAGCGUACGAUUAGAAGAUGAUAUACGUCGUGUCUAUCACUACAAAUGGUCUAACUGGCCGGAUCGUUCAUCACCACGUUCCGGUACACCGUUAAUUGCAUUACUUAUGAAAUUAAAAACACUGCAAGAAAAAGGACCGGUUGCCGUACAUUGUUCCGCAGGGAUUGGUCGAACGGGUACUUUUUGUGCCGUUGAUUAUGCCAUAGAUCGACUUAACGAAGAAGGAACUGUUUCUCCAUCUGAUGUUGUUAAAAAAAUUCGCCGUCAACGGCUACAUUCGGUGCAAUCAGUAUUGCAAUAUUUAUAUAUGCAUAUUUGUCUAAUCGAAUAUAUGCAAAUAGUGAAGUCAUUACCGCAAGAUUCACUUAUAAGACGAUUUCGGCGUGAUUAUGAAAAAUAUUUGAAAAAAUUUAAUGAACAUCUAACGAAAGAAAAACAACAUGUGAGUGGUUCUACGUAA
This is a messenger RNA of Acanthocheilonema viteae, 1164 nucleotides long. Lineage: Eukaryota; Metazoa; Nematoda; Chromadorea; Rhabditida; Onchocercidae. The record is from the annotation of a GenBank genome assembly.